AUGAAAUUUCUACUACUUUUGGCUUUUCUUGGCUUUGGUUUGGUUUCUGCUGAGGCAAGGCCAAAAUCAUGUUCCAUUUUCCAUGCUGCCUACUGCACACCGGACCAGUUUUGCUACUUGCCACCGGAGAAAUGUGAAGUGGACAACAAACUCUGUGUGGGAUACUGUAAAAAACGGGAUGAGCCAACCUCUGCACCGAAGAAAUCCAAACGACACUUGAAAGAUUAUAGAAAAUGCAAAGAAGACGAUGACUGUUUGUCGGGAUGGAAGUGCAAACCACCAGUGAAUUAUUGUGUCUGGUGUCUGGGGCAUUGCAUCGAAAAA
Molecule: messenger RNA, 324 nt
Organism: Mesorhabditis belari
Lineage: Eukaryota; Metazoa; Nematoda; Chromadorea; Rhabditida; Rhabditidae
Source: the annotation of a GenBank genome assembly